AUGUGGCUCUUCCCAUUCAAAAACCGUACCGGGACAGAUCAUGAUGUCAACCCUCCCAUAGUGGCGACUCCAGACAGAACAGAUCCUGUACCAGUCUUGUCGCAGAUUAACAAUCUUAUGCCAAGAAAAAGAGGUUUAAUUGCUUGGCUCUGGUCUGUGACGGGCCGACACCGAGAACCCAGGAUGAAGACGGAUCCUGGUGGAGAGUUGCAGGUGAUGCUGCCACAUCGGAUUCAGGACAGAAUAACCUCCGGCGAUAUUUGUCUAAUGUCCGACAGUCCAUAUCGAAUACACAAAGCGGCCGAAAGUGGAAAUGUGGAAGAUUUUAUGCGUCUAUACCUAACGGAACCAUCCCGACUAUCCGUCCGCGACUCUAAUGGCCGGACUGCAGCUCAUCAAGCAGCUGCUAAAAACCAUACAAACAUCUUGCACUCCAUUAAUAAAUACGGUGGAGCAUUAGAUAUAGCCGACAACGCUGGAAAUACGCCGCUUCACUUAGCAGUAGAAAAUGAGUCACUAGAUGCCAUAGAUUUUCUACUUCAGCAGAAUGUUGACACUUCCAGUUUAAAUGAGAAACGUCAGGCACCCAUCCAUUUAGCAACAGAAUUAAACAAAGUAUCUGUACUAAAAGUUUUUGUAAAACAUAAAACUAAGUUUGACGUUGAUAUCGAGGGAGAACAUGGUCGCACAGCUUUACAUUUCGCUGCUAUUCACGACCACGAUAUGUGUGCCAGAAUAUUGAUUUCUGAAUUGGGGGCACAAUGUAAACUUCAAUGUAACAAUGGCUACUAUCCUAUUCAUGAAGCUGCAAAGAAUGCUUCCUCUCGGACUAUGGAAGUCUUUCUUCAAUGGGGUGAAUCUGAAGGUUGUACAAGGGAAAAGAUGAUGUCUUUACAUGACAAUGAAGGCAACGUUCCUCUUCAUUCUGCAGUACAUGGAGGUGACAUCAGAGCUGUCGAACUAUGUUUGAGGUCUGGUGCUAAGAUAUCAGAACAACAAUACGAUUUUUCCACGCCCGUACAUCUAGCCUGUGCUCAGGGUGCUUUAGAAAUAGUAAAGUUGAUGUUUACAAUGCAACCAGAAGAGAAAAUGGCAUGUUUGAUGUCCUGCGAUGUGCAGGAAAUGACGCCUUUACACUGUGCCGCAAUGUUCGAUCAUCCUGAAAUUGUUAAGUAUCUUGUGAAUGAAGGAUCUGAUCUGAAUCCUUUAGAUAAGGAAAAAAGGUCUCCCCUACUUUUGUCUGCAUCACGGGGUGGUUGGAGGACUGUUCAUACAUUUAUUCUUCUCGGUGCGAAUAUGGAACUGAAAGACAUAAAUUCUCGGAACGUGCUUCAUCACGUUGUAAUGAACGGAGGUCGUCUAGAAGAUUUUGCAACAACUUGCAAAAAUCGAUGCGAAAAAAGUCUUUCGCAAUUACUAAAUGAAAAAGACAAUAACGGUUGUUCACCACUACAUUAUGCCAGUCGAGAAGGCCACAUACGGUCCUUAGAAAAUCUCAUCAAGCUCGGUGCCUGUAUCAAUCUCAAAAACAAUAAUAACGAGAGUCCACUGCACUUUGCUGCGAGAUAUGGGCGAUAUCACACAGCGUGCCAGUUAUUAGAUUCUGAUAAGGGAACUUUUAUCAUAAAUGAAAGCGAUGGGGAAGGACUUACACCAUUACAUAUCGCAUCACGGGAAGGUCAUACGAGAGUAGUACAAUUGUUACUCAACCGAGGAGCUUUGCUGCAUAGAGAUCACAAUGGACGCAACCCACUUCAUUUAGCAGCAAUGAGUGGAUAUACACAGACCGUUGAACUUUUGCAUUCAGUUCACUCACAUUUGCUUGAUCAGACUGAUAAAGAUGGAAAUACACCACUUCACUUAGCCACAAUGGAGAAUAAGCCUAAUUCUAUAGCACUGCUGCUAUCUAUGGGCUGUCAGUUAAGUUACAACUCAUUGGAAAUGAGUGCUAUCGACUAUGCAAUUCAUUACAAAUUCCCAGAGGCUGCUUUAGCAAUGGUGACACAUGAAGAACGAGCUAAGGAAGUUAUGGCUUUACGGUCAGAUCGUCACCCUUGUGUCACUCUCGCACUGAUAGCCUAUAUGCCGCGAGUGUUUGAAGCAGUUCAAGAUAAGUGUAUUACAAAAGCUAACUGUAAAAAGGAUUCUAAAAGUUUCUAUAUCAAGUACAGCUUCGAAACGCUAUGUCCACAAACGAUAAACGAUGACUGCAACAGAAUAGCAGAUACUGCAUUGAAAUCUCAGAAAAAUCCUCUGUCUGCGUUAAACGCAAUGGUAGCUCACGGUCGCGUUGAAUUGUUAGCUCAUCCCUUGAGCCAAAAGUAUCUUCAAAUGAAAUGGAAUUCUUAUGGAAAAUAUGUCCACCUGUUGAAUCUCUUAAUAUACUGCAUUAUUCUUCUCUUAGUGACGCUUUAUAUUUAUUUUUUGAUGACCAAAAUGCCUAAGAAUAUGAACAUAGCAGGCGAUCUUAGCAAAAAUAGCUCUAAUGAGACUGCAUAUGAAUUUAGUUCUCUAAUCAAUGAUACUGCUACUGCUGGCUUCAAGCAAGGUCCAGACUUCGAAAUUUAUGCAAGUGCAGGAAUUAUAUUAACUUAUAACUUAAUUUGUGUAAUACGCGAAAUGUACAAUAUAAAGGAACAAAAAUGGCAUUAUAUUGUUGACCUCUCGAAUUUUGUUUCCUGGAUGCUGUACGUCAGUUCAACACUCAUGACUUUGCCAUCUAUAUACCCGAUUUAUCAAAAUAUUCAGUCGUCAGCUGCUUCAAUUACCGCCUUUUUAGCAUGGUUCAAACUGCUGCUACUGCUUCAACGCUUCGAUCAAGUUGGGAUCUACGUGGUUAUGUUUUUGGAGAUACUACAAACACUUAUUAAAGUUUUGAUGGUGUUUUCAAUACUAAUAAUAGCAUUCGGACUAGCCUUCUUCGUCCUUUUAUCUAAUGGCCAGCAUUUAUCGUUCAGCAGCAUACCGAUGUCAUUGAUGAGAACAUUCACGAUGAUGUUGGGAGAGAUUGACUUUGUCGGUACCUACGUCCAACCCUACUAUAAAACAGAAAUAGACGUACUCUUACCUUUCCCUAUUCCCACUUUCUUUAUCCUUGGCCUGUUUAUGGUGUUCAUGCCCAUCCUGUUGAUGAACUUACUUAUUGGUUUGGCUGUCGGAGACAUUGAGAGCGUCAGGCGAAAUGCACAACUAAAACGCUUGGCUAUGCAAGUAGUUUUACAUACAGAACUAGAACGAAAAUUGCCAGCUUGUAUUUUGGAAAAUGUUGACAAAGAUGAGUUGAUUGAAUAUCCAAACAACAACAAAUGCAAACUCGGUUUUCUUGACUUAAUUCUACGGAAAUGGUUCUGCAAUCCAUUCACUGACGACGCUGAAUCUGUUUCACAAGCCGUCGGUCUUGACCUGGUUCUGGAGAGUAAAGAAGAUUACAUGACUGCUGAAAUGGACAAGCAGAAGAGACGUUUACGCGAAAUGUCACAAUUACUUGAACAACAGCACACCCUUAUUCGUCUCAUUGUGCAGAAAAUGGAAAUAAAAACUGAAGCUGAUGAUGUUGACGAAGGGGUUUCUCCGGCGGAAACGCGUGUUGUACCGAGGUGGAGUACACCACGCAUCAGAAAACAACUUCACACCGCUGCAUCAUUUAAUAAAGGGAUCUAA
Molecule: messenger RNA, 3660 nt
Organism: Danaus chrysippus (African queen)
Lineage: Eukaryota; Metazoa; Arthropoda; Insecta; Lepidoptera; Nymphalidae
Source: the annotation of a GenBank genome assembly